AUGUGCUCCAUUGGUGCUACCUUAUUAAACACAAUUACGAUCAUCAUCGACAUUAUCGACUCAUGCUCAAUGUGUGGGUUAGGCUGCAUUAAUCUCAUGUCAUUUGAUUCAUUAGUUGUUGUAGCAUCUGAGCCGGAACCAAUUAAUGUUGAUACUACAAGCCAAACAAAUCUGAGAAGCUACUAUCGUACCAGAUCAACACAUUCAUUAGUUGCUGCAAAACCUGAGCCGAAGCCAAUUAAUGUUGAUACUACAAGCCAAAAAAAUGUGAGAAGGGACUAUCGCGCUAGAUCAACAACUGUGACAGAGAAUAUCAUUUCUCAACCAACAGAAGGUGUAGGAAGUGAACCAAUUCAUAUAAAUAUUGUUGAAUCAAGUAAAAUAAAGGAGCACAGAAAUAAAAACUUCAAGAUCAGAACAUUGAAAGAAAAUGUAGAAUCUGGAAAACCAGUUGAUAACAAAGAUAAACAGGAGACAAUACCUAUUGAUAGCACAGGUGUAAGAAGGAUGAAAAGGAAGGGUUCCACGAGAACGACACCUAUUAAGGAUAAUAAGAAAUUGGUAGAAGCAAGUGUUCAAUGGAAAAAACCAAGAAGUUUAAAUGAAUUACUUAUGGAGAGUAUGAGUGGGUCAAAGAGAGACAAUGAAAAGGUAGAAAUUGGUAUGGAUAUGGAAGAUAAGGAAGAUGUUGUUAAAAGAAAAAAAGGUAGUGAAUGA
Messenger RNA from Lactuca saligna, 717 nucleotides. The record is from the annotation of a GenBank genome assembly. NCBI's taxonomy places the organism in Eukaryota, Viridiplantae, Streptophyta, Magnoliopsida, Asterales, Asteraceae.